Messenger RNA from Durusdinium trenchii, 3282 nucleotides. The record is from the annotation of a GenBank genome assembly. Lineage: Eukaryota; Dinophyceae; Suessiales; Symbiodiniaceae.
AUGUCGGAAUUGGGUGCAAGCCUCCGCUAUUUCAGCGGUGAAGACUGUGACUAUCGUGAAUACCGCCGCUGGAAGCAAUGGUGCAAGAACAAAAUGAGAGUCACCGAGAAGUUGUCUCCGGAAGCCCGCGGGUCGUUCGUCUGGACCCUCCUUCAGGGACGUGCCCUGGAGGUGGUUGAGCACUUGAAGGAGAGCGAGUACCAGGUCAAGGGAGGAGAAGAUGUCAUCUUCGGUUUGCUCGACCUUCGCUGGCCUGAGAAAGACCGCACCGACGAGAUCGGUGAGCACAUUUCCGACGUGUUCAACCUCAAGUCCAAGGACGGCGAGACCAUUCGCCAGUGGUGCGCGAGGGCCCGCGAAUGCUUCGACCGGUGUGCCCGUAAGACGGGCGUGGACUUCCCCGCGGAGGCCCGCGGCUGGGUGUUGCUGAAUGCCUCCGGGCUGUCGGAGGAGAAUCGAGCUGUCGUUUUGGCUCGGGCUCAGGGCAAUUUGAAGUUCGAUGAGAUGUCCCAAGCCAUGCGAUCCGUCUUCCCCGACUAUGUGAUCUCCAAGCGUCGAGUGACGGCUGCACAUGUGGUUGAGGAUCCUCAAGAGCCGGAGCACCCUGAUGAGGACUUUGCUGACGUCGAAUUGUUCCUUGCUGAACACGGCCAUGAUGGCUAUCCGGCGCCUGAUGAGGAUGAGGGUUUCGACGAGGCGGAAGCCGCCGAGGUUCUGGCAGCUACAUGGCGUGAACGCCGAGCUGAACUGAAUCAGGUACAGAAGGGCCGUCGAUUCACUUCUGGCAAGGGAGAUGGCAAUCGCUCCCAAGCUUCGUCCUCCGCUGGAAAAGAAUUCCGCCGCUCCUUCCGGGUGCAGGUGGAAGAACUUAAGCAGAGAACACGUUGCCGCAAGUGCGGCAAAUUGGGACAUUGGCAGCGGGAAUGCCGCUCUCAGGGAACAUCUUCAUCAUCGAAUCCCACUUCAACAACUGGCAGUAGUCAUGCCGCUGGUGCCGUGGAAGUGUUGACUCCCGAGGAGCAUUUCAUAUGUACUGCUGCCCCGUGUGAUUCCGAUUCCCAGCACUCCGAGGUGAUGUUGGUGAGUUCUCCGGGAUAUGCCAUCCUGGACAGCGGAUGUGGAAAGACCAUCAUCGGUCGGGAGACGCUCACUUCGUUUCGUGAGAUCUGGGACAAGCUGAACAUUCCAGUGAAGCCUGAGUUCAAGCAGCGAAAUGUCUUCCGAUAUGGAAACGGCCAACAGGAGGUCAGCGACACCAUGAUUGAUAUGCCCAUUUUCCUUGCUGGCAAGCCGGGAUAUGUUCGGGUGCCUGUGCCCAUUGAAGUCAACUCCGCAGGUCAAUAUGCCAUCAAGAUCACCGAAUUUCCAGAGGGAGCCAGCAAGUUGUUCGCACCUGCCGACGAUGAGCCUUCCGCUCAUGCUGAUACGCAGAAGUUGAACAUCAUGGAAUUCACUGCCCGUCAGCAUCGUGGGAAGCUCAUUCGCAAAGCGACCUCGCUGCUGGUCUCACAUCAUGACAUGCUCAAGCUAGGCACAUAUGUAGCCUAUUGGCGUACUCAGAAGUGGGUCCAUGGUGCUCUAGAGAAGACCGGCCGCUGGUGCGGCCCCGCCGUGGUCUUGGGGUAUGUGGGGCGGAAUGUAGUAGUAAUCCAUAAGAGGCAGAUCUUUCGGUGCGCUCCGGAGCAGGUUCGUUGUUCGACCGAGGACGAACUGAAACUCGUAGAAACACCAAAGAUGGAACUUUUGGGGAUCAAGCACUUGAUCGAAUCGGAACAGUUGAACAGUCGCCAAUACAUUGACCUAGUGCCUGAGUCAUAUCCCCCUGAAGAUCCUGCGACGCCAGUGAACGCCCCAGAUCAACAGGUGACACCCCAAAUCAACGAGUCCGCUCGUAGGUCCAUUGGUGAAGAGCCGAAGUCCUUGUCAGCCCAUCAAGAACCGUCAUCCGAGAGCGGUGCACAGGGAUCUAGUGAUCCAUGGGUUCCCGAAGUAGGCAUGGGGUUGCCCCCACACAUGAAAGACAAAGCCUCGGAUUUCCUCGACACAGACUUACCAAUGACUGAUGCCUCAUCUCCUGCACCAACUGUCCCGGCAGAGAAGACACCUGAGACACUCUCGUAUGGCCCAGUUCGUCGACGAGUCACUCAGAAGGAUGGUCCCAUGGCCCUGUAUCGACCUGAAAGAAUGGCCCAAGAGGACUUCCAAGAGAUGAUGCAAGAGAUCGUCCCGGAACUGUUGAAGAAAGUCAUUCCAGCUGAUCAACCUGAUGACACUGAUGUUGCCAUGGAAAGUCGUGGGGUAAAAAGACCACCUUCUCCUGAACCGGAUCCGAGCGAUCCACCAGAGAAGAGGCUGAAUGUCGACGACGAAACGCUGAUGACUGAACACCAGUCAAGUCCUGCCGGAGUCACGUUUGCCUGUGAUGAAGUCACUGUGCUUUCAGUGCAAGCCAUGGAGAGAGCUGGAAGUAGCUACCACACGAACGAUGGCUUGAACAUCAAAGAACGUCAGGAACUAGCCGAUCGUUUUCUUGCAGGUGAGUCACAUGAAGCUCUGGUUGCAGCAUACAUGAAGAAGAAGAAGUCUGCCAAAGAGUUGCCCCCCAGUGGAAACCCUCCGGAACUUCAGCGUAAGAUAGAUGAAGCUAAGAUUAUUGAAUGGGGAACCAUCACUGCCAAACAUGCCGGACGUGUUGCCUUUGGCCCCGAAGCCGUCAUGACAGCUGGAGAGAUGGAAGAGUGCACUCGCCUCAUGGUGAAGGCCCGUGCUGCCGGUGCCUGGCCGGCGCUGAUGCAACGCCUCACCGACAUUGAAGACAUCAAUGCCGAUUUGGCCUGGAGCGGUUCAAGUGCUGGAACGAUGGGUGAUGGCUCGAAACGCCUUCGUGAUGAUGCCCGUGGUGGAAAGCCCCAAGAUGUAUACUGGUCGCCAGUUGAGCCUUUGGUGCCCCCUCCAAUGCCUGCGGCUGCUCUUCCGACCGGGUCAGGGUAUCCGGUAGAGAGUUUGUUUCCUGAUGGGAUCACCUCAGUCGAUCAAUGGGGUGCGACGAUGUUCAGCUUCGGAAAGUUUAAGGGCACACGAAGCUACGAGGAAGUGGCCAAUAGCGCCAGCUCCGAAAUGUCAAGUUACCGUGCCUUUUGUACCUCUCACUUCGCCACCGGCUCGGCAGGUUUGAAGGAUUUCGUGAAGUACCUCAAGGCUCGGAACAUGGGAGACCGUUCGAAUGUGGUCAUUCCCGGUUCACACGUGCCGCGAGUCUUCAAAAAGAAGACAGAGGAGUGA